This is a messenger RNA of Plenodomus lingam JN3, 876 nucleotides long. Lineage: Eukaryota; Fungi; Ascomycota; Dothideomycetes; Pleosporales; Leptosphaeriaceae. The record is from RefSeq and is a predicted model, not a curated record.
AUGGGGAUCCCUGACCCCUUCAUCUCCAACCCCAUCAAUCUAUGCGAAUCCGAAUCCUGUAUUCCAGAUCAAACACGCUUCCACCGUAGCGCACUCAAGCCGGUGUGCGAGAAAUUGACAGUGAUGCAACCCAGGGUGCUAGUCCUACUCCUCGACACCUUGGCAACCUCCUUCUCCUGCGUGAUGCAGCCCCUCCCACCCAGUCCCUAUCCAUCAGGCGACCCUCUGCUUCCUCAUCAUCUACCGACCGCGCUUGGGGUCUCGCCAAACCCUGCCCGUGUCGCUGCAUGCUAUGAUACUUGCACCAGAUCAUCCUUCCCAAGGCCCGCCAUUCGCAAUGGCCUUGGCCCAAAUGUCCACUUCUUCAGCCGCGUCGAGAGCCGUGCCUGGGAUUUCAAUAUUCCGAAUCGCAUCGCGCUGGGCUGCGGAGCCUACUUGUCCCAAAGCAUAAUCGCAAAGACGAGGGCGGGGGGGCGGCCAGGUAUUUCUUGUGGCGCACGCCAGCAUCUGUGGAAACUCCACCUUUUGGUGAUCCCGUUGAUCGUCUUGGGUCGUUCAUUGCCUAAUGGAGAGCACGCCAGUCCGUCGCACCCGCUACGCCAGACGCCAACAAAGCCAUCCGUCUGGGCCGUGCUUUUGCAAUCGAUGAUGUACACAGGGAAGGGCCGUUGUCGUCUGCCAUCUUCCCUCUCUUGUAAUGUUGGUGAGCCAUGGUGUGUACAGGAUGUAGGCAACAAACUUCCCGCCCCCCUCGCCUGCCACGUCAACAUUCCAGAAUGCUUAACCCUCGCGACCCACUCACGAGGCUCGACUGUGCGCGCGCUUGGCCGCUCCCCCGGCUCCAAGGCAACGCCAGCCGCAUGUAGAAUCAGAUAA